AGCUGCUCCGGCAGUUCUGGAACAUUCUCUCGCGACGCGUGGCGCAGCGAGCGGCGUUCAGUUCGUUUCCUACAGCAGGACAGGCGAGAGUGUGUGCGGAAACAGCAGAACCAACCACCAUGUUGGCCACCAAGAAAGUUCAGGAGACCGCAGCUGUGGAUCUGGGUGCUCUCCUCGAUGAGAGUGACGGCGCCAUAGUGAUUCUGGUGGCAGGCCAGACGCGUCUGGUGGCACGCAGGGCAGUCAUGGCCGCCAGGAGCCCCGUCUUCGCGGCCAUGUUCCAGCACGACACACUGGAGGCCAGCACAGGUGAAGUCAGCAUCACGGAUACGGAGGGCCCAGUUUUGCGCCAGCUGCUGUCAUACACGUACACCCUCCAGGCCCCCCGGCUGUCCAGCUUGACCCCACAAACGCUGGCAGCUGCUGAUAAGUACGGCUUGUCGGCCCUGAAGGCUGCUUGUGAGCAGCAGCUGGCCACUCAGCUGACUGUGGAGAACGCGGCAGCCACAGCUGCCCUGGCAGUGAGGCACUGCUGCCCGAGCCUGACUCCGGCUUCAGUCGCCUUCAUAAAAGACCACAACUUCCGGGUAAUGGCUACACAGGGCUGGGCAGACAUGAUGCGUAGCCACACUGAAGAUUUGAUUGAAGUGAGUCGCCUGCUUGCUGAACCACCAGAAGAAAUCAGGAGUCUUUCGGUCGAGGAGAAAGGCAGGAGGCUGAUCCAGGCAGCUGAGGAGGGGGCAGUGGAAGAGAUACGGACUCUGCUCGCCGCAGGUGCUGACUUAGGAGUGAGGGACAAGUACAUGGGGACCGCCCUGCAUUGUGCAGCGAGGGAGGGACACGUGGAUGCAGUGAAGUAUCUGGUGGAGUGUGGAGCAGGCCUGGAAGACAGGAACAGGAAGCAGAGCACACCUCUGCACUUAGCUGCAUGGAAAGGCCACACGGCUGUGGUGCGGCUGCUGGUGGCUUGUUCUGCAGACCCCAACGCCAAGGGUGACUGUGGGUGGACGCCACUGCACUUUGCGGCAUGCUAUGGUCACACAAAAGUGGUAGCUGCGCUGCUGGAGGCGGGAUCUGACAGAGGCGCAAGGAAUGACAGGGGAAACACACCACUGGACCUUGCUAGAAAUGACAAUCACCAGCAGCUCAUAGGGAUUCUAACGUGAAGUUUACAAGGCAACAAAAAUCAGGAGGAAAACAAUCAAAGCAUCACGUCAUGACUUAACAUUAUCUUUAAAUAAAGUAUUAAUCCUGCAUCCAUUGUUUGCACCCAUCACUGUGUAGUGCAUUUUCUACUCCAGUAACAACUCAGCAAUAGGUACAACAUGGAUAGUAACGUAAAUAAUCUAAGUAUUCUUCCUCAUUAGGAAAAGAUCUGAAAAACGUUAGUUGAGCAACCAUUUUAACGCUCGAGCAGUCAUAUCAGUUUUGUAACAUCUGUAGUCGCCAACCAGCCUUCAUGUUCUUUAGAGUCACGAAAAAUAGUGCCUCAAUAUGUUUGGUAUUCAGAAAAAACUUUACUUUGCUUUUUACAUAAAUAAACAUAUAUUUCAAUGUU
This is a messenger RNA of Schistocerca cancellata (South American locust), 1558 nucleotides long. Its product is annotated as ankyrin homolog. Gene Ontology annotation, molecular function: protein binding. The record is from RefSeq and is a predicted model, not a curated record. The transcript has 3 exons. The coding region runs from base 120 to 1166 and encodes 348 amino acids. Lineage: Eukaryota; Metazoa; Arthropoda; Insecta; Orthoptera; Acrididae.